AUGCAAAUCUUCGUUAAAACCUUAACUGGUAAAACCAUCACUCUCGAAGUUGAAGGUUCAGACAACAUCGAAAACGUCAAAGCCAAGAUUCAAGACAAAGAAGGUAUCCCACCAGAUCAACAACGUCUUAUCUUUGCCGGUAAACAAUUAGAAGAUGGUCGUACUUUAUCCGAUUAUAACAUCCAAAAGGAAUCAACCCUCCACUUAGUUUUAAGAUUAAGAGGUGGUAUUGAACCAUCCCUCGUCAUUCUUGCCCGUAAAUACAAAUGUGACAAAAUGAUUUGCAGAAAAUGUUAUGCUCGUUUACACCCACGUGCUGUUAACUGUCGUAAGAAGAAAUGUGGUCACUCUAACAAUUUAAGACCAAAGAAGAAGUUACUUAAAUAA
Molecule: messenger RNA, 387 nt
Organism: Dictyostelium discoideum AX4
Lineage: Eukaryota; Evosea; Eumycetozoa; Dictyosteliales; Dictyosteliaceae
Gene: ubqB
Product: ubiquitin/ribosomal protein L40 fusion protein
Exons: 1
Coding region: 1-387 (128 amino acids)
Biological process (GO): translation
Cellular component (GO): nucleus; cytoplasm; ribosome
Molecular function (GO): structural constituent of ribosome
Source: RefSeq, a predicted model, not a curated record